This is a messenger RNA of Musca vetustissima, 1548 nucleotides long. Its product is annotated as V-type proton ATPase subunit H. Gene Ontology annotation, molecular function: proton-transporting ATPase activity, rotational mechanism; protein binding. The transcript is spliced from 7 exons. Lineage: Eukaryota; Metazoa; Arthropoda; Insecta; Diptera; Muscidae. Gene Ontology annotation, biological process: proton transmembrane transport. Gene Ontology annotation, cellular component: lysosomal membrane; vacuolar proton-transporting V-type ATPase, V1 domain. The coding region runs from base 116 to 1531 and encodes 471 amino acids. The record is from RefSeq and is a predicted model, not a curated record.
CCUACUGUCAGCUGAAUUCAGUGUAAAAAUUUUGUCUACUGCUAUUUUCCAACGGAAUUGGUGAAAAUUUUAUUGAAUUUUUUAGGAAAAAAUAACAACAAAUAAAGCAGUAGCCAUGUCUGACGUUGCCGAUUUGAUGAAAAUGCCCGAAGAGAGCAUUGAUAUGAUUGCUGCAACAUCUGUGUUGCAGCAACAGGCCGCUGAUAUCCGUACCAAAACCAUUAACUGGGCAUCGUACAUGCAAUCCCAAAUGAUUUCCCAAGAAGAUUAUCAGUGCAUUAGUGCUUUGGAUAACUCAAAGGCUGCCUACUUGCAAUCGAAUCCAGCCCAAGCUGUUAAGACUUUGUUGAAUCUGCUGUCGCAUGUCUCCAAAGAUUCGACAAUUCAAUAUAUUAUGGUGAUGAUCGACGAUCUGUUGCAAGAGGAUCGUUCUCGUGUUGAUAUUUUCCAUGAAUAUUGUGCCAAGCGCAAGGAAUGUGUUUGGGGCCCCUUCUUGAAUCUGUUGAAUCGUCAAGAUGGUUUCAUUGUGAAUAUGUCAUCUCGCAUUUUGGCCAAAUUGGCAUGCUGGGGUCAUGAAAUGAUGCCCAAAUCUGAUUUGAACUUCUAUUUGCAAUUCUUGAAGGAUCAAUUGACUGUACAGUCCAACGAAUAUAUUCAAUCUGUGGCCCGUUGCCUGCAAAUGAUGUUGCGUAUUGAUGAAUAUCGUUUUGCUUUUGUUAGCGUAGAUGGUAUCAGUACUUUGGUGCGCAUUUUGUCAUCUCGUGUCAACUUCCAAGUACAAUAUCAAUUGGUCUUCUGUUUGUGGGUCUUGACCUUCAAUCCUUUGUUGGCCACAAAAAUGAACAAAUUCACAGUCAUCCCCAUUUUGGCUGAUAUCCUCAAUGAUUGUGCCAAGGAAAAGGUUACCCGCAUCAUUUUGGGUGUAUUCCGUAACUUGAUUGAAAAACCAACCGAUGCCCAAGUUGCCAAGGAACAUUGCAUUGCCAUGGUACAAUGCAAAGUCUUGAAACAACUUUCCAUUUUGGAACAACGUCGUUUCGAUGAUGAAGACAUCUCUGCUGAUGUUGAAUUCUUAACUGAAAAGUUGCAAAACUCUGUACAAGAUUUGUCCUCAUUCGAUGAAUAUGCCACAGAAUUGCGCAGUGCCCGUUUGGAAUGGUCUCCCGUACACAAAUCUGCUAAAUUCUGGCGUGAAAAUGCCCAACGUUUGAAUGAAAAGAACUACGAAUUGUUGCGCAUUUUGGUACAUCUUCUGGAAACCUCCAAGGAUCCCAUUAUUUUGUCCGUUGCCUGCUAUGAUAUUGGAGAAUAUGUUCGUCAUUAUCCCAGAGGAAAACACGUCUUGGAACAAUUGGGCGGCAAACAAAUUGUUAUGCAAUUGUUGGGUCAUGAAGAUCCCAAUGUACGUUAUGAAGCCUUGUUGGCAGUACAAAAAUUGAUGGUUCACAAUUGGGAAUAUUUGGGCAAACAAUUGGAAAAAGACAAUGAAACCCAAAAACAAGGUUCUGCUGCCAUUAGCGGCAAAGCUUAAGUAUUAUAAUUCCCCAU